AUGCUAGAGAGAGGGACGUGCAAUACUGCACAGCUCUGUGUCUCUUUUUAUCACUUGCGUUCGCGCGAGAGAGUGUUGGGGCUGUUUCAGCCUGCCGAUGAAAAGAUCUUUUUUGAAAGGUGGGUUCUCUCCGUCUCUCUCUUUCACCACGAGAAUCUCGAUUCUCCUUCUCAAUUGCCAAAAACGUGGAAGCUCGGAGUCAGCGGACUUCCUGUUUCUACAACUGUACGCCAAGUAAACGGGACUCUUGCUGAAGAAUCUUCUCGCUUUAGCGCCGCAGACCACCAUGUCCCAGCGGACCGCCAAACCGAUCUUGACUCACGGGGAGUGGACGCUCCGUCGGGUGUAUGUGCACCUCCCGGUUCUGCAGUCUCGAGCGGAGGAGAGACGUCGACCACUGGAGUCAGUCUGUGUUUACCAGGACAGUCGCCUUCGACAGAAGCAGGCUGUUUGCGGCUUUUCGCUUUGCCUUCGCGAUCAACAGAGCCAGCCUCUCUCGGCUUUUGUUCUGAUGGGCAACCUACCUUACGGGCUGCUCGUCAGCAGGAAGAUAUGCGAGACUCUUGGUUACGCAUGACGCAUGGCAUGUCUGACGAACACGAUGCCGUCAAAGAAAACAAAGGGCGGCAACAGUUCGUAGUGGCAGGACCAAGCAUUGAAAGCAGCAAGGGGACAGGAGAGGUGCAAGAAGCCGUGAACGUGACAGGGGAUUAUAUCCGAGAGCUGUCGCAUGUAGAGACACAAGAAUUUGAGCAACGUGUAUCGCCUUCUUAUUCGUAUUCCCGCUCUCUACCUUUGUCCGCAUCUUUCACCCAGAGUCACCGUGUUGUCUGCUCACUGAUGGGUGUAGACGAUUCAGUAGGAGGGGCUAAUGCAGCAGGCGUAAUUAAGGGGGUUCGAAGGGGGGAGUCCAGCAACGGUAUGCAUGGACAACUAUCUAUUGGAAACGGUGCUAACAGGAGUGUCGGUGCGGAGGAGAGACGUGCAGAUGCUCGUGUUUAUGGCCUGGACACUCCCCUUUUUCCUUCACCUGCUGAGUCUCGGUGGAGCCGCCAGGUAGAGGAGAGAGUCCAUGGCAGUUCGACCUGUUUUUUCCAGAAAAGCGAAAACGUGGAAAAGCAGUUGAAGCUGAAAACUGAAACACGAUGGCUGAGUAGACCACUAGAUAAUUUGCGUGUGCAGAGCCCUGGGUUUUCUUCGAGAAGUGACAUAUUGAUUGAAAGAGGAACUGAACAAGAACACCAGCAAGUUAUUGAGCAUCAGCGCCCCCAGUCGAAGGCCGUUCAUGACGAAACGGGCGCUGAGGAUGUGUGGAGUGCGCGCCUGAACCACAGGGCCCAUUUGGAGCAGGAUGCGGGAAGAAAAGGGAAGCAGACAAAGCGGUGUUCACGAUUUUCGUCUUCCUCCUGGAUGUUGCAAGAGGAACGAGCAGCUCAACGCUGCGUAGAAAGGGCCGUGAGGCAGGCCAUGAUGAAGGUCAUUCAGGUGACCACAGAAAAACAAUGGCAUCUCCCACCUCCUUCGCCCGAAAAUCGAUGUGAGAGUUCAAUGUACAGAUUUGAGAUCAACUUCAGCGGACCGUUCACCGUUUCUGCUGACCACGGAUGGCACCUACACUUACCUGCAGCUCUGCGCUCCGCCUACAGCCGCCACAUGCCGUACCUGACAUAA
Neospora caninum is the source of this 1671-nucleotide messenger RNA. RefSeq lists its product as hypothetical. The transcript is spliced from 2 exons. Lineage: Eukaryota; Apicomplexa; Conoidasida; Eucoccidiorida; Sarcocystidae. Bases 1 to 1671 code for a protein of 556 amino acids. The record is from RefSeq and is a predicted model, not a curated record.